GGAGGCUUAUUGGCCAUCCUGGGCGUCCAGCGGCAGUUGGUUGGUCUUGCUGUCUGGUUUUCUUUGCCGAAAUGGGUGGCUACUGGGCCCGUCUCAGGUGCCAAGAGGGAGAAGCUGCCAAGCUCCCUGAAGAUCCAGAGAAGGAUCAGACUGGUGUUCCUGAGAACCCCAGCCCUGUCCCCCCUCCUCCUCCCCCCACCCACCGACCCCAAUCCCUACCUCCCCACCCCACCUCCCCCCUAUGCUCCUCACUCCCCCUCCCAGUCUCCCCCUCCCUCCCUCUUCUUCUAAUGGAAGAAACAUCACCCCCAGUCCGAUCCCAUCCCAUCCCUGACCUCUCCACCGACCUCUCCACUGUACUAGUCCUGCCCCAGAAGACCCCCUCCACGGCAUCCUCUUUUAGCACCCAGGCUACCGUGGCAAUAGACCUCUUGAGUGACCUCCAGGUCCAGUACACAGAGAAGCAAAAGAGGAUCAAGCGUCUCUCCGAGAUUUUCAUGGCCUCUUUGGGAACCCUGCACUGGCAGGUCAUCUACACCAAGAGGAGGAUCGAAGCGGCUGAAGAGCGGCUGUGGAGGGAAAGAGCAGCAGGUCAUCUCCAGCAAAGCUCUGAUGGUGAUGCUGGUUCUCCUGCUGCUGAUGAUGAUGCCUGCUCCUCUUCAUCCCCCCAGCCCCUGCCUGGGCCUGUCUCCCUGCCCUCCCUCUCCCCCACCAGCUCCCCCACUCCCCUCCACCUGCAUCCCCUCCUCACCCCUCCUCCUUCCCCUCCUCUUCUGGAUCCGGAUCGCCACAACCUUCAUGAAGUCCUGGAGGCAAUGAUGGCAAUCCAGAUUCACGAGCUGCGGGAGAGCGAGAAAGACCUUGCCAGCAUCAAGGAGGCACAGAGUACAGUCAAGGGGCUGAGGCGGCAGCUGACGAAGCUAAGGAGCCGGCUCUGCAGCGUGGAGGAGAAAGUGGACAUUCGGGUCAGGAAAAGCCAGCUGGACCGUGGUCGAGGAGGAGGAGAAGGCGGAGGGGGGGGAGAUGGGCUUGAUCAGGAGAGUUAGGAGCCACAAUGUACUUAUUUCUUUGUUUAGCCUGUAUUUUUAACAUAGAUCUUUUUGAUUGGCAUUUGAU
This is a messenger RNA of Hemicordylus capensis (graceful crag lizard), 1116 nucleotides long. RefSeq names its product histone-lysine N-methyltransferase 2B-like. The transcript has 7 exons. The record is from RefSeq and is a predicted model, not a curated record. The coding region runs from base 72 to 1046 and encodes 324 amino acids. NCBI's taxonomy places the organism in Eukaryota, Metazoa, Chordata, Lepidosauria, Squamata, Cordylidae.